Molecule: messenger RNA, 2878 nt
Organism: Papilio machaon (common yellow swallowtail)
Lineage: Eukaryota; Metazoa; Arthropoda; Insecta; Lepidoptera; Papilionidae
Gene: Rnp4F
Product: squamous cell carcinoma antigen recognized by T-cells 3
Exons: 17
Coding region: 63-2756 (897 amino acids)
Molecular function (GO): protein binding; RNA binding
Source: RefSeq, a predicted model, not a curated record
UCAAAAUAAAAUACGAAAAUCAGGUUCGGUAUUUGUUAAAUUUCUUUUUCCUAAAUAAAACAAUGGCAAUUGUAGAAGAUGGAGUGCGAAAUGAUUCUGAAGAAGAUAAUGAAAUAGAAGUGUAUGUUGAAGAGGACGAUGCGGAUCAAGAUUCUGAUGAUUCAGACGAUGAUGAUGAAGAGGUGUCAGAAAGAAAAGUAUUGGACUUGGAGAGCCAAAUAGCAGAUGAUCCAUACAAUUAUAAUGCCCAUGUUGAAUUAAUACAAACUCUAUGGAGUUUAUCAGAACUGGACAAAUGGCGGUUUGCCUUUGAUCGAUUCCAGCAAACAAUGUUACUACGUCCAGAGCACUGGCUGCUGCGUCUCCAGACAGAGGAAACUCUAGCACAUUCCGCUCAGUCCAUUGAAUUUAUGGCAGAUCUAUUCAAUCAGGCGUCUUAUGACUGCUAUUCUAUUCCAAUACUAAAUCUAUGGUGUUCUUGGGCAAUGAGCAUCGGUACAGAAGAUGGUAGGGCACAAAUAGAGGAAGUACUCAAAAGGGCUGGUUCCGAUCCCUUUUCUGGGAAACUAUUCUGGGAAGCAAGACUGGAACUGGAGAAAACAAAGCUUCAAUCAUUGGGUGAAGACCAUCCAGAUCUAAAGAGUCAGAAGCAGCAUGUUCUAUGGGUCUUAGAAGAAGUGGUGUCCCGGCCGUUGUUGAGAGGUGAUGAAGGCUGGCAACCAUUUGAAGAGAUGGCGCUAGAACUUAAAGACCAGACUUAUGUAGACAAAGUUAAAAAACAACACGAAGCUGCUCUUGAGUAUUUACAUAAAAUCACACCUUUUGAAGAUAAACUACUAAUAAUGGAAGAUCCCGCGGAAAAAGCUCAAAUAUAUCUGGAAUACAUUGAACUUGUCAAGGAAUUAUCAAAACAGGAUAAAUAUUUGGAAUGUGACAGUAACAGUAUUUUAAGGGUUCUUUACGAGCGUGCGACGACACAAUGUGCGACCGGGGAAGUGUUACACGACUUGUUGUUUGAGUACGCGAAACAUUCGCAACAGAACAGUUCGCGUAUGACAACGCGGCGUGUGUUAGAGGCCUGUGUACGGAGAUGUCCCAGCAAACAUACAUUCUGGACCCUCAAGAUGCAGCAAGCUGAACACGAGGAGGCUGACUUUGAUGAGAUUAAAUCUAUAUUAGAAAUAGCGCUAUCAAAAGGUAUGGAGUCUUAUUUGCAAGCGGAAUCUCUCUGGAUGAGUUAUCUUGAAUUCUGCAGACGAAGAACUGAUUUUGAUAAAGAAUCUGAUGUGGACAGAUUGCGACGUACUUUUAGACUGGCCUGGGAUUCACUUGGUGAAACUUGGGGUAGUGAGGCGAAUGAUUGCGAAUUGCCGUUAUUUUGGGCACACGUUGAAUACAAGCGUAUGAAAGAUCCCAAACAAGGCAAAGAAAUAUUUGAAGAAAUAUUCAAAUACGGUGAGAACAUAACUCUAUGCAAGUACUGGGAGCCGCUGCUGCAGCUGGAGAGCGAGCGAGGUGCGGGUGUGGAGGGGGGCGCGGGGGAGCAGCGCCUGCGGGAGCUGCACCGGCGAGCAAUGCGCUGUGUACGCGACUACCCGCCCACCAUUGCCCGACUCUGGCAGAACUUUGAGCGACUCUACGGACAUCUGGACAACGUCACACAAUGCGCCAAACUAUCCAAUGACAAAGUGAAAGAAUGGCGUAAAAAUUACCACGCUAUGAGAGAUAAAAUGACCGGUGGUGCACAGAAAGGUAAACCGGUUCAGAAUAAAAAGACAAAGUUUGAUGAUAAGAAAAAGAUAAAAGAUAAGCAGCAGCUGGGUAAAGGGAAGAGGAAGUCUGGUGAUGAGGAUGGUGAAGGCAGUGGAGUUAAGAGGAGAAAGGAGAGCGAAAUGGAUGUAGAGGUGAAAGUGAAAGAGAACGAUACUGGCGGAGUGAAGAGGUCUCUUGAUGAAGAUAAAGAAGUGAAGGAUAACAAGCGGCAGAGGACGGAUAGUUCCUCUAGUGGCCCUUUGUCUGCGGGUAGAGAGGCCUGCACGCUGUUUGUUAGCAAUCUAGAUUUUAAAGUGAACGAGCAGAAUUUACGCGAUAAACUGUCAGAGUUCGGAGACAUAGUUUCUUUACGAGUGAAAGCGGGCGUCAAAGCCUUCGGCGGAUCCAUCUGUUAUUGCCAGUAUAAGACUGCGGAAUCAGUAGAAGAGGCUAUUAAACAUGACCGCACACCAUUAGAUGGACGACCUAUGUUUCUUUCAAAGUACUCAGUUAACAAAUCCAAGUCUUUCAAAUAUGCGACCACAGCGGAGAGGAAUAAACUGUUUGUACGCAACUUGCCAUACGACAAGUGCACUAAGGAAGAUCUUACCAAAGUUUUUGACAAAUAUGGCACCCUUAAAGAUGUCAGAAUUGUCACCUUCAAGGAUGGCAAACCGAAAGGUCUAGCGUACAUAGAAUAUGAAGACGAGGCGAGUGCGUCUGAAGCAUUGAAGCAGACUGAUGGACUUCAGCUGGGCGACAGGAAGCUGCAGGUGGCGGUCAGUGAGCCGCCGCCCAAGCCCAACACAGCGCCCACGCCCACGCUGGGACAGGCAAAACGAGAUGCCGCAGGCGGCAUGCGUCGGACGCAGUUGAGCAGUUUUAUACCGAGCGUGUUACAGAAACCAUCCACAAGUAAAGCCUCAAACGGACAAGACAACGGACACGAAGACAAGAAACCGCUCACGAACACUGACUUUAGAAAUAUGCUACUUAAUAAGUGAAGUGGGGGCGCGCCAGUGCCCACGCCGAUGAUAUAAGUUAAGUCUAUUUUAAGCAUAAAUACUUUGGUUUGUUAAAUCAUUGGUUGUUUACAAUUUCAAGUAAAGAAUUAUUCUUACUACUA